Molecule: messenger RNA, 5477 nt
Organism: Oncorhynchus masou masou (cherry salmon)
Lineage: Eukaryota; Metazoa; Chordata; Actinopteri; Salmoniformes; Salmonidae
Product: liprin-alpha-3-like
Exons: 30
Coding region: 384-4022 (1212 amino acids)
Biological process (GO): synapse organization
Cellular component (GO): presynaptic active zone
Molecular function (GO): protein binding
Source: RefSeq, a predicted model, not a curated record
GCCUCCAGUUGGGGAACCCUGACAUAGAUCCCUCUUGUAAACAAAACCCAGGUUGUUGCACAGAAAGAAAAAAACAGCGAGAGAGAAAAGUGCACUAAGCCUAUUUGUUAGUGUUGUUUUGGAGAGAAGUAGUAAUGCAAUAGAUGGCACCAGAAGGAGUGAAAUGGAAGCGUCAAACAUGAUUGAAAGCUAUUGUUUAUACACACUGUCAUUUCAGUCAGAGAUGAACAGACUCAAACAGAAGAUCUCGUUCAAGUAACAGACAUUCUGUCAACGAAUCACACGUACACACACUUUGACCCACCUGCACAGGGCUUUUGGGUAAACACAAACUCCCAACAUAGACGUUUUCUCUCAGAACCCGCCACACACUCUCCUGUCUCAUGAUGAUGUGCGAAGUGAUGCCCACCAUUUCGGAGGACGGGCGCGGUGGAGGCCUCUCCUCUCCUGGGGUUGGCGCUGGGGGCCCUGGUGGUGCCAUAGGGGAAGGGGACUAUGGUGGCCGAGGAGAAUCAAGGGGUGGGGGUGAUGAAGGAGGCAGCACAGGGAACCUGGAGUCCCUGAUGGUCAACAUGCUGACCGAGAGGGAGAGGCUGCUGGAGAGCCUGAGGGAGACCCAGGACAGCCUUGGGAUGGCCCAGCUACGCCUCAGAGAGCUAGGCCAUGAGAAGGACUCCCUCUCGAGACAAUUGUCCAUCGCCCUGCCAAAGGAGUUUGCUGUGCUGACUAAGGAGCUGAAUGUUUGCCGGGAGCAGCUACUGGAGAGGGAAGAGGAGAUUUCUGAGCUCAAGGCAGAGAGAAACAACACACGUUUGUUACUAGAGCACCUGGAGUGUCUUGUGUCCCGCCACGAGCGCAGUCUGAGGAUGACGGUGGUGAAGAGACAGGCCCAGUCCCCAGCAGGGGUCUCCAGCGAAGUGGAGGUCCUCAAGGCCCUCAAGUCCCUGUUUGAACACCACAAGGCUUUGGAUGAGAAGGUUCGAGAGCGACUCCGGGUGGCCCUUGAGAGAGUGACUCUUUUGGAGGAUCAACUACAAGCAACAGCACAAGAGGUAAUCUCUUUAAGAGACCAAAUUAAAAGACGUCAAAAAGGUCUGGACGGGGGGAAAGAUCGCCUACCCAAUGGACCGUCUUCUGGAUUGGACGGGGAGAUGGACAGACAGAGAGAAACGGAGAUAGAGCGCCUAAGAGCUGAGCUCUGCCAGCUGAAAGAGAGACUGGCCCUGAUGUGUCGACAGGUUGGGGAAAUAGAGGAACAGCUUGCAGCCGCCAGGAGGGAGGUGACAAAGUCGGAGGAGGCCAAUCAGAAGCUCCAGAGGGACGUGAAGGAGGCUCUGUGCCAGAGGGAGGAUAUGGAGGAGAGGAUCACUACAUUAGAACGCAGGUACCUUAGUGCUCAGAGGGAAGCAACCUCCCUACAUGACAUCAAAGAUAAGCUGGAGAAUGAGCUGGCCAGCAAGGAGUCACUGCACAGACAGAGUGAGGAGAAGAACAGGCAGUUCCAGGAGCGUCUGGAGGACGCCAAGCAGAAGCUCCAGCAGACCCUGCAGCGGGCCGAAACACUGCCCGAGAUUGAGGCCCAGCUCGCCCAGAGAGUGGCUGCCCUCAACAAGGCAGAGGAGCGCCAUGGAAACUUUGAGGAGCGACUACGACAGAUCGAGGGACAACUUGAAGAGAAGAAUCAGGAGUUGCAGAGGGCAAGGCAGAGAGAGAAAAUGAAUGACGAACACAACAAACGCCUCUCGGAUACGGUGAACAAGCUACUGUCUGAGUCCAACGAGCGACUGCAGCUUCACCUCAAAGAGAGAAUGGCUGCCCUAGAGGAGAAGAAUGCACUGUCAGAGGAGUUAGCAAACAUGAAGAAAGUCCAAGAUGAUCUUUUAGCGAACAAGGACCAGCUCAUAGCCGAGCUGGAGAGGAUUCAGCUGGAGGUGGAUCAACUGAGGGGGAGGCCUGGCUCUUCUUAUUCCAGAUCUCUUUCAGGGAGUGCCUCAGAGCUCCGGUACCCCCAGGGUGGUGGCUCCCUCCCAGCCGGCUAUGGCAGCUCCUCCUGUGGUGUGGUGGUCCGGAGGGCACACCGUGGCCGAUGGGCUUCCCCUAGGGAUGAAAGCAACAAGUAUGGAGAGAGGGAUAGUGGCACCAUGCUGGGUCCCAGGUUUGAGGGGGGGACUGAAGGGGGCUGCUCAGACGACGAGGAGGACAGGGAGACCCUGUUUGGCUCGGAGCUGCUCUCGCCCAGUGGACAGACGGACGUGCAGACCCUCGCCAUCAUGCUGCAGGAGCAACUGGAGGCCAUCAACAAGGAGAUCAAGCUGAUCCAGGAGGAGAAGGAGAGCACUGAGCUGAGGGCGGAGGAGAUCGAGAGCCGGGUGAGCAGCGUGGCCAUGGACUCCAACCCUCUCCCCCCCUCCUCACUGGGCGGGGGCAGGGAGAGUGUGGGGAGGGGCUACAUGACCCCCUCCCUCACUUCCUCCACCUUGGCCUCCCCGUCUCCCCCUAGCUCUGGACAUUCCACCCCCCAACUGUCACAUUCCCCUGCCCGAGAGUCAGACAGACAGAACAGCAAAGAGAGCGACGACUGCCGGGCGCUAGCCCUGAUUGAAUCUACCCCUCCAGUUCCUCGCGCUCUGCAAUUAGACAGAAUGACUCACACACACCCAGGUGCGGGGCUGGAUGAUCACCGCGAAUUCUGCAGUAGUCAGGACUCUCUCCACAAAGCCAGCAAGAAGAAGAGCAUCAAGUCAUCCAUUGGACGCCUGUUUGGAAAGAAGGAGAAAGGGAGGAUUGGAGGACCUGGGAGUCAGUCUGCCUCUCUGGCCUCCACGCCCUCUGAUGACCUGGGAUCAGCCGACCCCCUGGGCCUGGCCAAGAUGGGAACUGGCACCGUGGAGAAAGAUCGCCGCAGCAGGAAGAAGCAAGACCUGCUAGAACAAGCCUGUCGUCAGGGUCUGCCCUUUGCCUCAUGGGAUGGCCCCACCGUGGUCACAUGGCUUGAGUUGUGGGUGGGCAUGCCUGCCUGGUAUGUGGCUGCGUGUCGUGCCAAUGUGAAGAGCGGUGCCAUUAUGGCCAACCUGUCAGACACAGAGAUCCAGCGGGAGAUUGGCAUCAGUAACCCCCUGCACCGCCUUAAACUACGCCUGGCCAUUCAGGAGAUGGUGUCCCUCACCAGCCCCUCGGCACCGGCCAGCACACACUCUUCGACCAGUAAUAUCUGGAUGACUCAUGCAGAAAUGGAGUCACUGACAGCUGCCAUAAAACCAGAAGUGAAGGAGUUCAGCUGGGACCAGAUCCUGGCCUACGGGGACAUGAAUCAUGAGUGGGUAGGGAAUGAGUGGUUGCCCAGCCUGGGUCUGCCCCAGUACCGUUCCUACUUCAUGGAGUCUCUGGUGGAUGCUCGCAUGCUGGACCACCUCACCAAGAAGGAGCUUAGGGGACAGCUUAAAAUGGUGGACAGCUUCCACAGGGUCAGUCUACAUUAUGGCAUCAUGUGCUUGAAGCGUUUGAACUAUGACAGGAAGGAGCUUGAAAGGAGGAGGGAUGAGAACCAACAUCAGAACCAAGAUGUGAUGGUAUGGUCCAAUGAUCGAGUGAUGUGUUGGGUCCAGGCCAUUGGGCUAAAGGAGUUUGCAGAUAAUCUCACAGAGAGUGGGGUCCAUGGGGCCCUCCUAGCCCUGGACGACACGUUUGAUUACACCGACCUAGCCCUGCUCCUCCAGAUGCCCAAUCAGAACACACAGGCGAGGCAGAUGCUGGAGAAGGAGUACAACGCUCUCAUCUCCAUGGGAACUGAGAGAAGACCAGAUGAGGAUGGCACUAAGACGUUCACUCGCUCACCCUCGUGGAGAAAGAUGUUCAGAGAGAAGGACCUCCGGGGCGUGACCUCUGAUUCCUCUGAAACGUUACCCGCCAACUUCCGUGCCUCCGCCAUCUCCACGCCCUCCGUCACCCUGAGGAAAGUCCAAAGUGAAGUGAACUCCGGUCCCAGGGGUGAGUCAGGGUCAGUGAGAACAUAUUCCUGCUAGAGAUAAGCACACCAGUACUCGCUACAUUUGGAAUGCUUAUUAGCAGGACAGGAAAAUUGUUUAAUUCACACACUUAUCAAGAGAACAUUCCUGGUCAUCCCUACUGCCUUUGAUCUGGCAGACUCACUAAACAUUCAGUUCUGUCAUCAGAACACAUUUGUCAUUUCAGUCAUCUCAGUCAUCCAAACACAUUUCAGAAAAGAGCCGACCCAUACUGAAUUGUAGUUAUUUUUUGGUUGCUUCAUUAUAUAUCAACCCGGUGUUUGUUUUAGAGUCCGAAAAAAAUCUACCCAGUUUUUAGAACAAUAAGAUGAAGAUCAUCACCAAAUGGAGAAUAGAACACAAACAACAAGAAUUCAACUGGAAUCCUUCAAGAAACAAGGACAAUGUGAGAGAAUGAAAAGAUGCUAAAAUAGAGUGAAUGUCCAUCUCUCUCUCUGUCUCUCUGUCUCUCUGUCUCUCUGUCUUUGUGUCUGUCCACAGUUGUUUGAUGCUGUAGAAAGUGACUCUAUCGCCAAUUGUUGAGUUCAUCUUCAGUUGUGAGUGUGAAAUGAUGACAUAAUGACUCUUCUUGGUUUUCUUUGAGACAUAAAACUGCAUUCCCAUUCUGAUCAACAGAAUGAUAACCCAGAUUGUUUUGAACUGUUGAGAGAACAUGCAUACCCUAUCUGUUAAAAUCUCAGAACAGGGUAUUGGGAUCGUGUUUCUCAACCUUUUUGUAACGUGGACAGGCAAGAUGUCUUAAAGGUCUUUCCUUUACUAAGGACCCACAAGCUAUGGUUCUUCUCUCUUGGGGAACCAUUUACAUUAAAAUGAGCACUUGAGAACUGACUAAAUCAGGUACAGCUAACCAUCUGAGGGACCAGUCAGCAUCAUCCAAGGAACUGGUCGGUCCAUGGACCAGAGGUUGAGGAACACUGUGUUGGGACAGAGGGAGAGGGAGGUUACGAAAUAAGUUAUAAGGGUUAGAAACAGUUAUGAAGGGAGAGUGUGUGAGGUAAUGGAAUCAUGUUCUUAAGCCGUAACAUACACCAUGAGGUGCACAAUGAGAAGGACACUGAGUGAAGUGCAUUAUGACAAAAUCCUGUUCCAACAACACAUUUGUUAAUAUGCAUGCCAAAACAAAACCAUUUUAGAGUGAGAUUAAUGAUAUCAAUCAUGUAAUGACAUGAAACCUUGGGUACGGGUAAUUUGUAAAUUGUGUGUGUUUUAUUUGUAUCAUUUUUUUAUGGUGUGUGUGUCUGAACUGUAUGUUAAUAUCAUACUUAGUUAAGACUGGCUGUAAUUUUGUUUAAAAAGUAAAUGCAUUUUAAAUUAUGGACAUUUAAGAUAUACUUGUAUAUGUACAUUUUAAAAACAAUUUAUGAUUUAAAUUAAUGAAGAGUAGUGAUGAUAAUUGAAAGUAAUAUAACAAUGAUAAUGAUUGUAAAAGCUGUAAUUAAAAAAUACCUGUAA